This is a messenger RNA of Antrostomus carolinensis (chuck-will's-widow), 1084 nucleotides long. Its product is annotated as probable phospholipid-transporting ATPase IH. The annotation marks the transcript as partial. Gene Ontology annotation, molecular function: nucleotide binding; ATPase-coupled intramembrane lipid carrier activity. Lineage: Eukaryota; Metazoa; Chordata; Aves; Caprimulgiformes; Caprimulgidae. Gene Ontology annotation, biological process: phospholipid translocation. The transcript has 9 exons. Gene Ontology annotation, cellular component: plasma membrane; endoplasmic reticulum; recycling endosome. The record is from RefSeq and is a predicted model, not a curated record.
GCCAUUAGGAUCUGAAAAUCUGCUUCUUAGAGGAGCCACUUUAAAGAAUACAGAAAAAGUCUUUGGUGUUGCUAUCUACACUGGCAUGGAAACUAAGAUGGCAUUAAAUUACCAGGCAAAAUCACAGAAGCGAUCUGCUGUAGAAAAAUCAAUGAAUGUAUUCCUUAUUGUAUACCUCUGUAUUCUCAUCAGUAAAGCACUAAUAAAUACUGUCCUGAAAUAUGUCUGGCAGAGUGAUCCAUUUCGUGAUGAGCCGUGGUAUAAUCAGAAAACAGAGCCAGAAAGGAAAAGAAAUCUGUUUCUUCGAGCUUUUACGGACUUCCUUGCAUUCAUGGUUCUUUUCAACUACAUCAUUCCUGUAUCCAUGUAUGUCACUGUGGAAAUGCAGAAAUUUCUUGGUUCUUAUUUCCUUACAUGGGAUGAGGAAAUGUUUGAUGAGGACACAGGUGAAGGACCACUGGUGAAUACUUCUGACCUCAAUGAAGAGUUGGGACAGAUUGAGUAUGUCUUCACAGAUAAAACAGGAACAUUAACUGAGAACAACAUGGAAUUCAUAGAAUGUUGCAUUGAAGGGCACGUUUAUGUACCACAUGUUAUCUGCAAUGGCCAAAUUCUCCACGAUUGUACAGGCAUUGAUAUGAUCGAUUCUUCUCCAGGAGGAAGUGGAAAGGAGAGAGAGGAGCUAUUUUUCCGAGCUCUUUGUCUUUGCCACACUGUUCAAGUAAAAGAUGAUGACAGCGUAGAUGGACCGAAGAAAAACCAGCUCUCAAGAAGAUCUUGUAUAUAUAUUUCAUCAUCACCUGAUGAAGUUGCUUUAGUUGAGGGAAUACAGAGACUUGGUUACACCUAUCUGAGGCUGAAGGACAAUUUUAUGGAGAUCUUAAAUCGGGAAAAUAACAUAGAGAAGUUUGAAUUACUAGAGGUUUUGAGUUUUGAUUCUGUUAGACGGCGAAUGAGUGUAAUUGUUAAAUCUUCAACAGGUGAUAUAUUUCUGUUUUGUAAGGGAGCAGAUUCUUCCAUAUUUCCUAGAGUUAAGGAAGGCAAAAUUGACCAGAUACGAUCCAGAGUUGAACGCAAUGCAGUG